AUGAACUUUGAAACCACAGCAUUCACUUUCUUCAUCAUCCUUCUAAUUUGCCUCAGUUGCAUCUUCCUUUUAUUGGUGGCUUUUUUAUAUAAAUGUUCCCAAAGCAGGACAGAUGAAGAGACAGAAAAAGGUCCUUGUACAGAAAAUGAAGAUGAAGGUUGUCCAGCUGCUAAUACAGAGAUGAAAGAUUUAGAUGACCAAGAAAAGACUCUUGCACCUGCAAGGCAUGGCAUUCUUGUCCAGAGACGGACUAAAGAAGCGAUGACCACGCCCUUAGGAAAUAGAGAGGAUGUGGAAGGUGAAGAAGAGAACAAAAUAAAAGAGAAGCAAAAGCCUGAGAAUGCUAGAGAAAAUGGUCAAGAGGAUGACUAUUUGCAAAAACCACUGAUACCUGUCACUGGAAGUUCUUCAGUUGUUGAUAACCAUAAAAGACCCUUAAAAGGAGUAACAUUUUCUAGGGAGGUAAUCGUCGUGGACCUUGGGAAGGACAAUCCUAUGGCUCGAAGCUAUACUCGAUUACAUAAAGAGAGAAAGUGA
This is a messenger RNA of Budorcas taxicolor (takin), 537 nucleotides long. It is a transcript of the gene DEMA1, whose product is annotated as chromosome 11 C2orf74 homolog. Lineage: Eukaryota; Metazoa; Chordata; Mammalia; Artiodactyla; Bovidae. The transcript has 4 exons. The coding region runs from base 1 to 537 and encodes 178 amino acids. The record is from RefSeq and is a predicted model, not a curated record.